This is a messenger RNA of Knipowitschia caucasica, 1329 nucleotides long. Lineage: Eukaryota; Metazoa; Chordata; Actinopteri; Gobiiformes; Gobiidae. The record is from the annotation of a GenBank genome assembly.
AUGUAUUGGCUACAAAGCCUCAGAUCUGGCACCCCAGGCUGGCGCGCGCUGCUGCCCUCGUGCGGCACCUGUCACCUCGCACCUGUCUCUGAUCAGCGGAGUGAAAUGUCCAGUUGGCUGGAGUUCAAGGAGGUGCUGGUGGGACAGGGUAGUGGUGAAGCUGUCACCCCCAGCCCCAGACUGAGGGCCCCUCCGGUCAGCAGCCCCAGGGCCAGAUGGGCCCCGCACCGGCAGCAGAGGCCCCUGAGUCCACCAGAGGGGCUCAUGGGAAAAGCCAAAGAGCUGUUCGAACUCUGCGACAAGGAGGGCAAGGGCUUCAUCACCAAACGGGACAUGCAGAGACUUGAAGGAGAGCUACCUCUGUCCCCGGAGCAGCUGGAGACGGUGUUUGAGAGUCUGGACCGAGAAGGGAAUGGUUUCCUGACUCCUGUCGAGUUCAACACCGGCCUCGGAGAGAUGGGAGCUUUGGAGCAGAACGUGGAGGACACCGAGCCGGAGCUGGAGGACUGUGACCAAACCGACAGCUCCCAUGAUGCAUCAGCGCAGCGGUUUGUAAACACGCUGUCAGAACUGGGAGCAGACGGACUCUACAGGAGAGCGGAGCUGUGUGGUCUGUGGACGCAGCUGGAGGCCGACAGUCCUGCUCUGGCGUCGCUGCUGGAGGAGGUUCUGGCCCACGUUCUGGUCCGUCUGCAGGACUCCAUCCGGGACCGGGACAGUCUGGAGCAGGCUCUGCGCAGACGAGAAACUGAGCACGACGAGAUGAUUCGCUCCGUGUACGAAGAGACGGAAAACCAAAUGAGAGAAGAGAGAGAGAAACAUGCAGCAGAGGGAAGUUUGAAAGAGAAGCAGAAGAACCAACAUCUGGAGGAACGUCUGAAGGUCCAGGCCCAGGAGCUGGAGCGGGCCCUGAACAAACAGAGAGAGACGGAGCGAAGUGUGAGGCUGAUGAGCUGUGACCAGAGCAAAGUGAAUGAGCAGAACCAGAAACUUCUCAGAGAAAACCAGCAGCUUCAGGACCAGCUGCAGAACCAUCAACAACAACUGGAGAACAAGCAACAGCAGCUGCAGACGGCAUUGAACCAGCUCAGCCUCCUCCAGGAGAGGGCGGAUCUGGACAUGCAGAACAAACAGAGGAAUGUUUUGAAAGUUUCCAGGAACAUGCAGAAAGAGAAGGACAGUCUGCUGAGGCAGCUGGAACUCCUCAGGGACAUGAACCGACGGAUGCGGGACGAGAAGGACGUACGUUUGGAGUCCCAGCGGAGGGUUCUUCCCAGACUUCCUGUUCUGUCCUCGGUCCCUGUGGCUCAGUUCAUGUAUCCUCCUUAA